CCACCAGGAACGAAAGAGAGCUUCAUCUGCCCUCCAGAACCCAGCUAUGAACUCCCUCUUCACAAGCACCGUCACUCCAGUUGCCUUCUCCCUGGGGCUGCUCCUGGUGAUGGCUACUGCUUUCCCCACCCCACUACCCCUGGGAGAAGAUGAAACCACCUCAAAUGGACCACUACUCACCACUGCAGACAAAACCAAACAGCACAUUAAGUACAUCCUCGGCAAAAUCUCUGCCCUGAAAAAUGAGAUGUGUAACAAUUUUAGCAAGUGUGAAAACAGCAAGGAGGUACUGGCAGAAAACAACCUGAAUCUUCCAAAGAUGGCAGAAAAAGACGGAUGCUUCCAAUCUGGGUUCAAUCAGGAGACCUGCCUGAUGAAAAUCACCACUGGUCUUUCGGAGUUUCAGAUAUACCUGGAGUACCUCCAGAACGAGUUCAAGGGUGAAAAGGAAAACAUCAAGACUAUGCAGAUCAGUACCAAAGUCCUGGUCCAGAUCCUGAUGCAAAAGAUGAAGAAUCCAGAAGUAACCACCCCUGACCCAACUGCAAAAAGCAGCCUGCUGGCUAAGCUGCAUUCACAGAAUGAGUGGCUGAAGAACACAACAACUCACCUCAUCCUUCGAAGCCUUGAGGAUUUCCUGCAGUUCAGCCUGAGAGCUGUUCGGAUAAUGUAA
Equus quagga is the source of this 673-nucleotide messenger RNA. It is a transcript of the gene IL6, whose product is annotated as interleukin 6. Gene Ontology annotation, cellular component: extracellular region. Gene Ontology annotation, molecular function: growth factor activity; cytokine activity; interleukin-6 receptor binding. Gene Ontology annotation, biological process: T-helper 17 cell lineage commitment; positive regulation of cell population proliferation; immune response. NCBI's taxonomy places the organism in Eukaryota, Metazoa, Chordata, Mammalia, Perissodactyla, Equidae. The coding region runs from base 47 to 673 and encodes 208 amino acids. The transcript has 5 exons. The record is from RefSeq and is a predicted model, not a curated record.